This is a messenger RNA of Cuscuta europaea, 321 nucleotides long. The record is from the annotation of a GenBank genome assembly. Lineage: Eukaryota; Viridiplantae; Streptophyta; Magnoliopsida; Solanales; Convolvulaceae.
GCCUUUCGGAUGACGAAGGGAUUGUGUGCCCUCCAAUCCCACCUCGCGAUUAUAUGUUGUGCUCAACGUCGAGUGUCGUACUUGAUUCAAUGGAAUCAAGGCUACUCUCUAAUUCCACAACAAGAUAUAUCGAUCAUGGUUAUUUUGGUCCACGAUCUUCCGUGUCUAUUUUUGGUGGUUCAGUGUCUGGCCAAUCCGUUGUGUCUCCUAUUGAGGAUGUUGAUAUAAGUUAUUUUGAUGAUAGUGACGCGGAUGACGAGUUUGUUGACUAUGAUGCCCUCCCUGCUCACACAAGCCGCAGAGCGGUUGGUGCGAUUUGAC